Messenger RNA from Sphenostylis stenocarpa, 1017 nucleotides. The record is from the annotation of a GenBank genome assembly. NCBI's taxonomy places the organism in Eukaryota, Viridiplantae, Streptophyta, Magnoliopsida, Fabales, Fabaceae.
AUGUUUGUUUCCCGCGACUAUGUUACUUGUUCUUUGCUCUUAUUAUCCAUACAAGCAAUUGCUUCAUCGUUAGCUCUCAAUUACAACGCUAAUUACUGUCCAACCAACACAGCGCACCAAUUCAACACUGAAUUCCAAACAAAUCUCCGAAUCCUCCUCACUUCUCUCACCUCCAACGCCUCCUUGGGCCGCGACGUCUCCUACCAAACCAUCCUUGGAAUGACGUCCCCAGACGUCGCCGCCGGCAUCUUCCUUUGCCGCGGUGACGUCUCCGCCGCCACGUGUAAGGAAUGCGUGGCCACCGCCGCCAUAGAAAUAACAAGCCGCUGCCACAACCAAACGGAGUCCAUCAUAUGGUACGACGAGUGUAUGGUGGCCUACACAAACGACUGGUUCGACCCCAUGGGCAUGGACCCGAAAGUGAACUUGUGGGAGAAUAAGAGCGUCUCCGCCUCGGAUUUCGAAAACUUUAACCAAACGUUGUUGGGGUUGUUGAACGGUUUGGCUGAGGAUGCUGCGAGUUCGAAGAAAUUCGCGACAGGGGAAGCGGCGGUAAAGGUUGGUUCUUCGGGGCACGUCUACGGCUUGGUGCAGUGCGUGCCCAGCGCCACGAAUGAUCAGUGCGAGACGUGUUUGAAAAAUGGUAUUGGAACUCUCUUUUCUGCGUGUUGUGAAGGAAAACAGGGCGCAAGAGCUCUGCUUGCAUGGUGUAAUAUCAGAUACGAGUUGUUUCAGUUUUACAACACAGCAGUGACGCCAACAGCGCCACUGGUUCCUUCUCCUUCAGUUGUUCUUGUGCAUUUUCUAAUAUUGAUGUUGUUAAACAGUGGUUACAUGGCACCAGAAUACGUAAAACGGGGACACUUUUCAGAAAAAUCAGAUGUCUUCAGUUUUGGAGUCAUCAUUUUGGAAGUUCUUAGUGCAAAAAGGAAUGUUUGUCCUACUGUACCAUCAACCAGUGAUGAUGAAGACGAAGAUCUUUUGAGUUAUGUGAAUUUGGAGGCAAUGGAGGAAUGA